This is a messenger RNA of Daphnia pulicaria, 2165 nucleotides long. Its product is annotated as beta-glucosidase 6-like. Bases 71 to 865 code for a protein of 264 amino acids. Lineage: Eukaryota; Metazoa; Arthropoda; Branchiopoda; Diplostraca; Daphniidae. Gene Ontology annotation, biological process: carbohydrate metabolic process. The transcript has 13 exons. Gene Ontology annotation, molecular function: beta-glucosidase activity. The record is from RefSeq and is a predicted model, not a curated record.
GACAGUACUCACUUAAGUCAUUAUUACUCCACAACGUUGUUAUUUUCUAAAAUUCAGAAAUUUAGUUGAGAUGAAGGUCACUAAUUGUGCCAGAUUUUUAAUGCAGUUUGCCGUCUUCGCACUUACUACAGGUAUUUAUGUGGAUGAACCGUUAGUCUAUGACAACUUCUCGUCUGACUUCAUGUGGGCUGCGGCUACAAGCGCUUAUCAGAUCGAAGGCGGAUGGGAUGCUGACGGACUAAGUAUCUACGACGUCUGGAUGAACGAUCCAAAUCACGUGUCUGACGGAUCGUCCAGAAAAGUAGCUUGUAACAGUUACUACUUCUACCAAAAGGAUAUUGAAGCCCUUCAAAGUUUGGGAGUUACUCAUUAUCGAUUUUCUAUUUCCUGGGCCCGAGUUCUCCCCAACGGCAUCGGUGAAGUUAACCAGGCAGGAAUUGAUUACUACAAAACGUUGAUAGCGGCGCUUAAAGCCGCCAAAAUCGAACCAAUGGUGACCUUGUAUCACUGGGACUUACCACAAGCACUAGAACUGAUAGGGGGAUGGCUAAAUAUAAGCAUUGUCGAUUGGUUUGAAGAAUAUUCUCGUCUCUGUUAUACUGAGUUUGGCAACGACGUGAAAUAUUGGAUCACUAUAAACGAACCAUGGGUCAUUGCAUAUCAAGGAUACGGUUCUGGAAAUACUGCGCCAGGGACAUACGGGCCAGGUACUUACACCUAUCAGGUGGGUCACCAUAUUAUUUUGGCUCACGCCAGAGCAUAUCAAGCAUAUGAAACCUCAUUCAAACCAACUCAAAACGGGAAAGUUGGAAUAACGCUUAAUAUCAACUGGUACGAUCAGAGACGACCAAUUCGAAAAUAUUGAAGCGGCCGAAAGGGCAUUGCAAUUUCUUGGAGGUUGGAUUGCCAAUCCCAUUUACGGCACUGGAGAUUAUCCAGACGUCAUGAAACAAAAAGUCUUCACACUUAUGUUUACGUGGUUGAACACGAGGUGGGGAGUAAUAUAACAAUCGGGUCAAUUUAUAAAUCGAUUGUUAUGUCGUUGUUAUCGGAUUGAUGAUCGCAGCGUCGUUUCGUGCUAGACAAAGGUUUGUUGUACACGAGGUGUCACAUUAUUUCCUGUAAAUAAGACCAAAUUGUUCGUGCUGGUGUGUUCAUUGAUCGUAAAAAUGCCUAAACCAAGUGAAACAACUAACAAAAAAGUUGCUUGAAUGAUGAGCAAACUUCUGGAUGACAAGUUUUACAACGAAUUUCUAGAAAUGGCCAAAGAUGAAUUGCUACCAUACGGACGACAAACCAAGCCGAAUGACAUUGAAAGUGGUACGGCUGACAUCGACUCGAUGAAAUCAUACUUGGAAGUUGAUUUCUUCGAAAUACCAGCAGGCAUUAGGUGCCCAAUUUGCUGGGAUACAUGCAGCAAAACAAUCAAAUGCGAAGGAAGAAGGGUGUGUUACACCUGUCAAAAAGGACAACUUCCUAAAUUAAAAAAAGGGAUGAAAAGACCCAUAAAUCUCUUCAUCCUUCCACCAACAACCUCAUCACCAAUCAACUUCAUCGUGACUGUUCAACGGCAAUCACAACACAAAGAUAUUUCAUCAAAGGCAUUGCAACUUCUUCAGGAUUUCACAACUACUUGUCCGACAUUGCCGAAUUUGCACGGACACGUUCAAUUCGUCUUGCCGCCAAUUGGAACCGUUGGUAGCGGCUUGGCUUGCUAUCGCGACAUGAGCGAUUACUACACACCACUUGGUUGUUUCGCCAAGACACAUGAAUGGCUGAAUCUUGGUAACUUUAACCAAUUUUUCAUGAUUAAGGAAACUCGGGCACGUUUUUUGCUUACAGAUGAUGAAUCCAAAGAUAUUCUAAAAAGAAUGUCUAUAGCUUCAUCUAUGGAUUGUUACGAUCGCAAAAGCAGGAUUAAUAAAAUUAUAAUUGAAAAGAGAAGAUUAAUGAAAGACUAUUUGGAUGAAAUUAACAAAUUAGAUGAAAACUAGUUUAUUCCAUUUGAUUUCCUAUUAAACCACGAUGUAGCAAAAGCGAACUUUGGAAAUCUUAAAUCAUUUGGGAAAUUUUUUGCAAAUUUUUUCGAAAUUGAAGUUAUUUAAUAACUCCUCAUCAAUGAGCAAGCAUGUUUUCAAAGAGCAUACAUAUCAUUUCGAAAAAUC